AUGCAUCGAGUCGGACACGCAGUCAGGUUACCUUUUUUCCUUCCGUCAAUUCUUUUUUACCGACCCUCUCUUCAGAAUGGCUUCGUCGUCCACUUCCAACGCGACAAUCGCAGCCAGACACACCCAGUACAGCCAUGCGAAGACCGGCGGCUUCAGUCAAACCUCCCCCACACUUCACAAUCCGUACAAGUGAGCUUACCCCGAGGUUUUCAGUGAAACACUGCGAAUUUCAGAGAUGAUCCGAUCCUAGACCGGGCGAUCCGUCGCCUUCUGCCCGAGGAUCAGUACAUGAGAGUGGCGGCCGAUCUCACAAAGUUCGGAGAUCGCAUUACGUCGGAAAUCGAGCAGCUGGGCAGACAGGCAGAGCUCGAACAGCCGAGACUCGAGCAGCAGGACGCCUGGGGAAAGAGGGUCAGUGAGAGAACGAAGCAAAACCAUUCUGACCGAAUUCCCCCAUUUCAGAUCGACAAACUGAUUGUGUGUAACGAGUGGCAGAGACUGAAACAGAUUUGCGCCGAGGAAGGAGUCAUCAGCAUCGGAUACGAGAAGGACGUGGAUCCAUUCGUCCGGCGAAUCCAUCAAGUCGCCAAACUGUUCCUGUUCUCUCCGUCGUCGGGGCUGGUCUCCUGUCCGAUGGCGAUGACGGACGGAGCUGUGAAAACUCUCACUGUGAGCAUAUUCCUAUUACCUCUCUUAGCUGAACAUUACUGCCUUUUAGUCUCUGAACCUGUACGGAAAGCACAAGUUGGCCACCGAAGCCGUGGACCGUCUGCGAUCUCGCGAUCCGACGAAAGCAUGGACGAGUGGACAAUGGAUGACCGAAAAAAAAGGAGGAAGUGACGUUGCAGGCGGAUGUGAUACGUACGCAGUGCAAGUCGAUAAAGACACGGUUUGUUCCAUAACAUAGAAUUUUGACAUGGAACGAAUUUCCAAUUUUCAGUACCGUCUGCAUGGAUACAAGUGGUUCAGCAGUGCCAUCGACGCUGACGUGGCACUCACUCUCGCAAGAGUCGUCGAUUCGGAUGGGAAUGCGAUUGAAGGCUCUCGGGGACUCUCGCUCUUCCUGCUCAGAAUCCGUGACGACGCCGGCAAUUUGAACGGAAUCCAGAUGGUCCGUCUGAAGAACAAAUUGGGAACGAAACAGCUCCCGACUGCCGAGUUGCUGCUGGACGGAGCGAUUGCCGAGCGGAUCGGAGAGCAAGGCAGAGGAGUUGCCGGAAUAUCGAAUAUGCUCAACAUCACGCGCAUUCACAAUGCAGUCGCAUCUCUCGGUUACAUGCGAAGGUGUGUUUUCUGUGGUGUGCACAAAACGGAAUCAAACUUUUCAGAAUCAUUUCCCUGGCUCGAGACUAUUCAACGAAGAGAGUGGUUUUCGGACAAACUCAGUCGAAAUGGCCCCUGCACACGUCGACGCUCGCGAAAUUGGAGGUGGAGACUCGCGGAUCGAUGCUCCUUCUUUUCGAAUCCGCCCGUCUUCUGGGACUAUCCGAAGCUGGAAAGAGCAAUGACGUGGAAGCACUGAUGCUCCGUUUGAUCACUCCAGUUCUCAAGUUGUAUGCUGGAAAACAGUCUGUCCCAUUGGUAUCCGAAGGAAUCGAGUGUUUCGGAGGACAAGGUUACAUGGAAGACACCGGAUUGCCAACUCUUCUGAGAGACACUCAAGUGACUCCGAUUUGGGAAGGAACCACGAACGUCCUGUCGCUCGAUGUGCUCCGUGUCUUCUCGGGAAAGGAAAACAUCCUUCUGGCGUUCGGAAAACGCAUUUCCCAACUAUUGCUCAACACCAAACUCGGUUAGUUCAGCAGUAACAUGUCCAAAAACCUUAAGUGAUUGCAGAUGACGAAAAGUUGAAAAAGUCGAAGGAACACGUGGAAGUGGCCCUAAAAAAUCUCCAGAAGCUUCUGGUGAAGGCCAGCGAUUCGUCUCUUCAAGGAGAGACUCGAAUCGAUUCGGUCGCCCGCCACAUCUCGUUCGCCAUCGCCCGCAUCUAUUCCGGGGCUCUCCUCAUUGAUCAUGCUUCUGAUGCCUCGGUCGCCAACUCGUCUGACGUGGAAGUAGCGUACCGGUACUGCUGCGAGCAGCCCUUGAUCGAUCUCCGAUGGGAAUGGUUCGCCAACGACCGAGUGAAGAGCGACAGGGACAUCGUGUUUGACAACUACCAGGGGCUCCAGAAGAGUAAGAUUUAA
Molecule: messenger RNA, 2186 nt
Organism: Caenorhabditis sp. 36 PRJEB53466
Lineage: Eukaryota; Metazoa; Nematoda; Chromadorea; Rhabditida; Rhabditidae
Source: the annotation of a GenBank genome assembly